Messenger RNA from Pocillopora meandrina, 1482 nucleotides. NCBI's taxonomy places the organism in Eukaryota, Metazoa, Cnidaria, Anthozoa, Scleractinia, Pocilloporidae. The record is from the annotation of a GenBank genome assembly.
AUGAAUCACUGGGAGGGCUCGGAGAUUUGCCAGCGAAAAGACAAAGUUCACUCGGUAAGUCAAGACUCUAACCCUUCAGACUCUGACUCGGACGUGGCUUCAGUUAAGACUCUUAGUGUCGUUGUUAAUGGUGUUCGAUCCAAACAAGACAAGCCCAUUUGUUGUGAAAUGCUCGUUAACUCCAAGCCAGUCAGUCUGCAAGUAGACUGUGGAACUACUAUCUGUACAUCCCUAAAAGCCACACCGAUGACAGCCAUACUAAACCUUCUAAUAUCUCCCUGAAAAUGUGGAACAAAGUGAAGAUGAAAGCGCUUGAAACCUGCAAGCUGCUCUUUGAAAACCCAAAAACACUGUUGAAGUACAUGGUAAAGUUUGCCGUUGUUGACAAACAGCUCACCCCCCUGCUUAGCCGCAAGGCUGCUGAAAAGAUGAACCUCUUCACAGUCAACUAUGACCAGUUUGAGCAUGUCAAUGGAGUAGUAGAUAGCACUGAUAUCUUAGAUGAAUUUCCUGACAUUUUCAACGGGGACAUUGGAACCCUGUCUGGAUCUGUGCGACUCACACUGAACUCUGAUGUGGAACCGAUACUUUGCCCGCCAAAACGACUGCCUAUUGAGUUAAAAGAACCAGUGAAACUAGAACUUGACAGGCUAGACACUGCAAGAGUUCUCACUCCAGUGGAUGAGCCCACUGACUGGGUAAAUCAGAUGGCAAUUGCCACCAAGAAGAACGGAAGCCAACGCAUCUGCAUAGACCCACGUUCUUUGAACCUUGCGCUAGAGCGGGAACACUAUCAAUUACCAGUCCUUGAUGACAUCCUUCCUGACCUUGCCAAGGCCAAAAUCUUCAGCAAAGUUGACCUUAGUCAUGGAUAUUAACAUAUUUUCAACCCCUUUUGGGAGGUAUAGGUGGACACGCCUAUCCUUUGGACUUUCCGUAAGCUCGGAAAUAUUCCAGAAACGUCUGGUCCAAGCUCUGGAAGGAAUUGUGGGUGUUGCCUGCAUAGCAGAUGACAUCUUGAUUUAUGGUAUUGGUGACACUCUUGAUGACGCCAGGUAAGAUCAUGACAAGAAUCUCUCGUUGCUAUGGGAACGUUGCCGGCAGACGUCCGUCAAGCUCAACAGGCACAAAGUGGUGCUGAGGGUACAACAGGUGGAUUUCAUGGGACAUCUGCUGACUGCACAUGGCUUGAAACCUGACCCAAACAAAGUCGAAGCCAUCUUGAAACUAGAAACGCCUGGGACCAAGGAAAAAAUUGAGAGACUGAAUGGCACUGUUAACUACCUUGCUAAAUUCCUGCCAAGACUUUCCCAAGUCAUGGAUCCACUUAGGAGAUUGACCCAGACAGGAGUCGAAUGGUACUGGGGAAAUGCUGAAGAGAAAGCUUUCGAUGAGGUGAAGCAAUUGUCACUCAAGCUCCAGUUCUUGCCUACUACAGCCCAGACAAGGAACUUGUCAUACAGUGCGAUGCCAGUAGCCUAG